CCUGAUCAUUGUUCCUGUCUUGAGUUCUGUCUCCUUUCCCACCCCUCAGGACUGAGCGUACUUUUAUUUCCAGUUUACCUCUGUUAGGACUGAUAUCUGAAGAAAAGAAAUUUUCCUGCUGGAAUAAGUUAUCUCGAAUUUUAGGAGCCUCUGAUGGAUACAAAAUUAAGGGAGGUUGUAGCCCUGGGUGUGCAGGCUCUAGUGGGCCAGGAAGGUUUGCUUACGGUGAAAAUGGAGGAAGAGGACCACUGCAGGGGCCAAGAAUUCAGCCUGGAAGGAAACAAUCCCCAGGAAAGAGAAUGCUUCCGUCAACGCUUCCGUCAACUCUGCUAUCAGGAGACACCAGGCCCCAGGGAGGCCCUGAGUCAGCUCCAGAUAUUUUGCCAUCAGUGGUUGAGACCAGAAAUGCAUACUAAGGAACGGAUCCUAGAGCUGCUGGUGCUGGAACAGUUUCUGACCAUCCUUCCUGAAGAACUCCAUACUUGGGUGCAAGAACAUCAUCCAGAGAGUGGAGAGGCAGCAGUGAUUCUGUUGGAGAAUUUGGAAAGAGAGCUUGAUGAACCAGAUCAUCAGGUGGGAAGAGGGAGAGGAGUUCUGCUGUGUGGAGAAGAAGAUGGUGUGACCAGCAUUGAGAACAUGGAGUCGACACUAAAGCAGGAAUAUAUUAAGGCUGUGGAACCACACAGGGAAGUAUCUGGUGGAUUAAAUUUGAAUGCUCACCAUGGCCCCAAGUAUGGAGAAGUUUGUGGACAUGAGGGCAGCAUAGCAAGGCUAUGUGAAAGUCCUACAGAGGAAGGACUGCAUAAAUGUGAUGAAUGUGGAAAACGCUUCACUCAAAACUCAGGCCUUAUUAGACAUCAGAGAAUUCAUACUGGAGAGAGACCUUAUGAAUGUAAUGUAUGUGGUAAAACCUUAGUAGGAAGUUCAGGACUUUUUAAUCCAGGAAUCCACAACACAAAACGCUAUCAGUGUAAGGAAUGUGGAAAAGCCUUCAGUCAGAGUGCAGGACUUAUUCAACAUCAGAGAAUCCACAAUGGAGAUAAACCCUAUCAAUGUGGCCAGUGCAGUAAAAGCUACAGUCGGCGCUCCUUCCUUAUUGAGCAUCAGCGAAGUCACACUGGAGAAAGACCCCACAGAUGCAAUGAAUGUGGGAAAAGAUUCAAUCGUCAUUGCACUAUCCGUCAUCAAAAAAUUCACAUAGUCACUGAAUUAAGCUAAUUCCUCCAAGUACUGUGAACACCUUUUUCAGGUAUCAGAUAAGUAGAUCUGGAGGUGACAUCAACAAAAUAGCAUCAUUUACUCAAUGUAUCUGCUUUGAAACAUACAAUUCACCCUGCAACCCAGAGAAUGGCAUCUAGAAGAAUGAUGUGGAUUUUACAAAUCAUUGCUUAUCGCUCUUGCUCCUUUGCAUCUGACCUGUUCUUCCCUCCUUUCCCAUAUUUGUUCUACAUGAAGUUGCCACUCCCGUCCAACAAAUGCAGAUGUCCUAGCAUAAGGUCUGGCCUUGAAAAAUCAGUAGCUGUUCUAAAAUCACAGGCUCUGGUCAAAACCUAUAGGUAGCAUCGUGCCCUACUGUCCUUUCCUGAGAUUCAUCUUGAAUGAAUCAAUUGUCCUCCAUGGAUCACAGUUCUUUGACUGGUAAAAGUGAUUUCUAAGGUUCCUUCUAACUGUGACAGGUUUUUUUGGUGAGUCUAAGUCCAAACAUAUUGUUAAUAUUCCCUAUGCAAAAAAUUCCUCAGCUCUGGUAGCCACAUGUUAGAAAUCCAAGGCAUUUUCUUUGUUCUGAUAACUUCAUUAAAUUCUAUUGUAGUGUGAUGAUAUUUUCCCAAUUUGCAUAAAACUUCAGACAUGUUUUUAGUCCUAAUUUUAAUUCUCCUUAGCUGGAAGGGUCCUCAAAUGUCAUUCAGUUCAACAAACAUUUUUUAAAAUUUGCAGACAUAAUGUAACCCAAUCCAAAUACCUAUUGAUUAUGUUAGAGCAUUAGAUAACGUCAGAACAACAUUUAUUGGGUAAAAUAAAUGGAUGAGAAUACUAAGGGAUGUUAGAGAAAAGAUAAUGAAAGAGAAUUUACUAUAUCUGACAUUAGGGUAUUCUAUGUAUCCAUUAUCAUUAUGACUCUUUAGUACUGGGACAAAAAACAUCCUACAGAAUCACAAUAGAAGAGAACAAAUUAUCCCAAAAGUAAAAACAUGCAAAUAUAAAAUACUGGUAUUUGAUAAACUAAUGAAUAAUAAAAUAUAGGAUUCAUUUAAUUUUUUACUAGAUAGCAAUAUGCUAAAAAAAUAACUUGUAUUUUAAGUUAGAAAGGAGCUUAUCAGUUCCAAACCUUAUUUUUACAGAUAAGGAAAAUGAGUUAACAAAGUGAAGUAAUGUUUCCAACUUCACUAGGUGGCAAAGCCAGAAAUGGAACCAAAAAUUCUCUGACUUUCCAGUCUCCUGUUUUAGAAUCUUACCUCAAAAUAUACAAUCAUUUAACUUUAUGUUGGAUCGAAAAUGAACAAUAAUUUUAAAGUGCCUAUUUUUGUGAAAAGAUCAUGUGUGGUCUUUGGGAUAUAAAGACAGGAUGAAAAACAGUUCCUGCCCUGAAGAAUUCUACAUACAAUAUCUAGUUCAACUCUGAAGCAUGAAUUCAUUAUAAAAUAUACUAUACUAUUCCUAAAAUAUACUAUACUAUUCCUAAAAAUUUCCAAUAACAGGACAAUCAAUACAUUCCAAGGCAGCUCUAAUUUUUGGGAAGCUUUUCUUUGUGAUGAAGCAAGAUCAUCCUGUAACUUUGACAUAUUUCUUCUAGUUUCCGCUCUCUGGUACCAAGUAAAGUAAGUCCAUUUCCCAUAUGAGAACUACAGAUAUCUGAAGUCAGCAAUCAGUAUUCUCCAGUCUUGUUUUCUCCAAACUAAACAUCUCAAAUAACUUCAACUGAUCCUUAUUUGACUAAGAUAGCAUAUGACUCAAAAAAUUUCUCGUGUAUCUUGAGCAGUGGACCUGCCAAAAUUGGCUUAUCAGUCAAGUAAAACUGCUAUAAAAUAUAGUGAUUUUUAAAAUAUAGGAAGUUUUAAAACUUCUAGCUUGUCAGAUGCAAUGAUGUUCUCUCUGGGUCUACAGAAAAGAGAUGAAUCUCUCACACCAUGCAAGACCUCCAGAAGGACUUGUAUUUACUUAAUUUACUUAAUAAGUGAAAGAAUAUGUCUUAUCUGCUCACCAAGAAGUUAUAAAUGACUAAUACCUUAUGCACAGCUGUCAGGGUUGUACAAAUUGGAACAGUUACCCUGAGCGCUAUACUUUGAGUCCAGGAAAGUGGAUUUUACAGAAUCCUACAGCUAAAAGAACCCUCAGAGAUCAUCCUUGAAUAACAAUCCCUUCAGCAAAAUCUGCAAGUCUAGUCUCUGCUUAUGAGUUCAAUAAAGGGAGCCUUCUACUACCUAUGCAGCUAAUUUCCACUUUUUAAUAGCUUUGUAAGGAAGUUUUUCUUCAUAUAAAGACUAAAUCUUCACCUUUACAACUUCUAUUGCAUAUCUCUUCUCUGGGGCAAGCAAAACUCUCUUUCAUAUAACAGCCCUUCAGAUACCUAAAGA
Messenger RNA from Dromiciops gliroides (monito del monte), 3572 nucleotides. Its product is annotated as zinc finger and SCAN domain-containing protein 9-like. Gene Ontology annotation, molecular function: DNA-binding transcription factor activity, RNA polymerase II-specific; RNA polymerase II cis-regulatory region sequence-specific DNA binding. The record is from RefSeq and is a predicted model, not a curated record. Gene Ontology annotation, biological process: regulation of transcription by RNA polymerase II. Lineage: Eukaryota; Metazoa; Chordata; Mammalia; Microbiotheria; Microbiotheriidae.